Messenger RNA from Polyodon spathula (Mississippi paddlefish), 1026 nucleotides. Its product is annotated as cathepsin E-like. Gene Ontology annotation, molecular function: aspartic-type endopeptidase activity. Lineage: Eukaryota; Metazoa; Chordata; Actinopteri; Acipenseriformes; Polyodontidae. Gene Ontology annotation, biological process: proteolysis. The record is from RefSeq and is a predicted model, not a curated record. The transcript is spliced from 6 exons. The coding region runs from base 1 to 1026 and encodes 341 amino acids.
AUGCCGUGGCUGAUCAUAGCAUUCACUGGUUUACAGGUCACUGACUCUGUAAUAAGCCUCGCCUGUUCAAAGUGUUUGUUUUCCAGAGUACCUCUGAUGAGAUUCAGUUCCAUCAGGAAGAAGCUGAGAGCAGCGAGGAGACUAGCAGUGUUUCUGAGGGAUCACGAUCCUGACAUCUUUGCACGGAAAUACUCUCACUGCUAUCCUCCUAGAUUAGAAAAGAAUAAUGACCAUAUGUCUCUCAUUAUACAAGAUCAGUUUAAUUUAAUGCUGAUUGUUCACAGUAUUCCCCUCCUUGUUUCAGGCCCAAUACUACAGGAAAAUCAUUAUCGGCACCCCCCGCAGAAUUUCACUGUGUUGUUUGACACAGGCUUGUCAGAUGUCUGGGUCCCGUCUGCAUACUGUGUCAGCGAGGCCUGCAGUAAGUACACCUCAGUGCACAAGGGAGAAUUUAAACACCUUAGAGCAAGGGAGUCCAAUCCCGGUCCUGGAGGGCCAUUCCACGACAGGCAGAACUCAAUGGCAGCACUUAAGAACACAGCAGGAGUCGGGCACAGGAAUAUCGCGAAAAACUGCAUCUGCACAGGGAUGGAAUCAUCCAUGCCCACACUGCAAGAAGUAAGGGCUGAUCAGAGCCAAGCCCACACAGCAAGAAGGGCUGAUCAGAGCCACACCCACACAGCAAGGAGAGGUAAAGGCUCUCUAUCACAUAAAAAAAUAAAAAGCUCACAUUUUGUGUUUAUUCAAUGUUUUCAUAUACCUCAGUUCGUGAUUGACUGCACAAAAUUAUCCAGCUUGCCGAGAGUGGAUUUUACAAUUGGACAGGUUGAGUAUACGCUGACUGCUGAAGCGUAUGUUAGGAAGGAACAACUGAAUGGAAGAGAAAUCUGCUUUAGUGGAUUUGAAGCCUUAGAUCUCUACAUCCAAUCAGGACCUCUCUGGAUUCUCGGAGACGUCUUCCUAGCAGAAUUCUACAGCGUUUUCGACUGUGGGAAUGACAGGGUUGGGUUUGCAAAAGCACGCUAG